AUCAAACUUUAUGGCAAAAUAUCAAGUGGUCAUCAAGCUUGCUUUUCUCCAUAUCUAGUUAAUAUAAUAUUAGACUUGGAGAAGAUUGUUAAUAAUCUCUUAAGAUGGGUGCAAAGCAAUCAAUUAAGAAUCCAAAAAAUAGAGAGCGAACGUCUGUGAAGACAGAAGAACCAAGCAAGCUAAGACCAGAAAGAAGUAAAACUGAUGUCAAUAAUAAUGCAGAAACUACAAAUAUAAGAGUCCAGCCUCUAUAUAUAAGACCUCAGCUUCCAUAUUAUCUGAAUGAGAUCUUGAAAGAAGUAGACUCUCCGUUGGAGAUUGAUAUAUUGUCCACAGAGCGACUAUAUGAACAGCUAUAUAAUGGAGUCCACCUCAAACAAAAUAAGAAGGUAGAGCAACUUAAGUUUCCCUUCUUCUUCUUCUCUGCGAACUUCUUUUUAUCCUUAUCCUAUACAGAAAAGUACUGGAUUGACAGAACGAAUAACGCAAACUGCUUUAUGUUAUAUGCAAAAGAUCUCUCAAUCACUUGGGGAGAAGACAAUCGUUACUGGGAUUGGGUAGAUAUAAAAGAGACAAGUGAUGAAAAAAUUUUAGCAGCAGAACUAAAAACUGUGUGUUGGCUGGAAGUUUGUGGGAGGUUUGAUACAGAAGCACUUACGCCAGAAAAAUUGUACGAGGUAGUGUUCGUGGUGAAGAUAAAAGAAAAUGCAGAUGGACUGGAAUCAAUUACAUUGAGGCUUAUCAUCCCAAAUAAGUCAAGCAACGAUGUUACAGUAAAUCUGAUGAAUGUAGCAGAAAGAGAAAAAUGGAUAGAAGUGCCAGUAGGUGAGUUCUUCACGAUCAGUGAGAUUAAGAGGAAGAAGAAGAGGGAGGAGAUUGAGAUUUUUCUAUAUGAAACCGAGAAACUGAAUUGUAAACAGGGUUUAGUCAUCAAAGGUAUUGUUAUUCGUCCCAAAGUGUCCUGAGAUUUUCCGUCUGGGUGAUUUACAAGAAUGACUUUAGAGGUGGAUGAUCUUGAACUUAUAAUCUUGCUUGCCCCAUUAACAGAACAUCAAGUUUCGACUUUUGGCCUUGAAGGUUUACCCAUGUGGCAAAAGUUCAAGACCAGCUAUUUCCAAGGUCAUUAGGUGUUAAUUUCCUAAAGAAUAAGAAGCUUAUGUAAUUUAUUUUGGAGAUAUAAGUUUGUUCAGUUCGAAAUUCAGUGACUAAUGACCUGCCA
This is a messenger RNA of Solanum stenotomum, 1219 nucleotides long. RefSeq names its product protein PHLOEM PROTEIN 2-LIKE A1-like. NCBI's taxonomy places the organism in Eukaryota, Viridiplantae, Streptophyta, Magnoliopsida, Solanales, Solanaceae. Bases 105 to 965 code for a protein of 286 amino acids. The transcript has 3 exons. The record is from RefSeq and is a predicted model, not a curated record.